This is a messenger RNA of Marasmius oreades (fairy-ring Marasmius), 1092 nucleotides long. Its product is annotated as Ribose-phosphate pyrophosphokinase 2. Gene Ontology annotation, biological process: purine nucleotide biosynthetic process; ribonucleoside monophosphate biosynthetic process; 5-phosphoribose 1-diphosphate biosynthetic process. The record is from RefSeq and is a predicted model, not a curated record. The transcript is spliced from 6 exons. Gene Ontology annotation, molecular function: magnesium ion binding; ribose phosphate diphosphokinase activity. NCBI's taxonomy places the organism in Eukaryota, Fungi, Basidiomycota, Agaricomycetes, Agaricales, Marasmiaceae. Gene Ontology annotation, cellular component: ribose phosphate diphosphokinase complex; cytoplasm. Bases 1 to 1092 code for a protein of 363 amino acids.
AUGCACUGUAGUGCAUUAAUCUCAUUCCUUAUAGUCCAGUACGAUGUAUCACAACAACUCGAUCAGAAUCUUGACAGGAAAGCUGUUGUUUUGGUCCCUUUUCAAAACCCUCAACUAACUGUCAUUGCAGGAAACAGUCAUCCAGAGCUCGCUCAAGCAGUUUCCGAGCGACUGGGCGUUCCUCUUGUUCGUUGCACUGUCCGGAAGUUUUCCAACGGCGAAAUCGAUGUCAAAAUCUUCGAAUCCGUUCGAGAGGAAGACGUGUUCAUCAUUCAGUCUGGUUGUGGUGAUGCCAACGACAACCUCAUGGAACUCCUCAUCCUCAUUUCAGCCUGCAAAACAGCGUCGGCCAGGCGGAUUACGGCUGUCAUUCCUUGCUUUCCGUAUGCAAGAAUGGAUAAAAAAGAUAAAUCAAGGGCGCCGAUAACGGCAAAGCUUGUUGCAAAUAUGCUUGUCGUUGCCGGUUGUGACCAUGUCAUCACUAUGGAUCUGCACGCAAGUCAAAUACAAGGGUUCUUUGAUAUACCCGUCGACAACCUCUAUUGUGAACCUUUAAUAGUGUCUUACAUCAAGUGGAGAAUUCCUGGAUGGAGAGAUAGCAUCAUUGUCAGUCCAGACGCUGGGGGCGCUAAACGCACGACCGCAAUCGCCGAUAAACUUGGUGUCGACUUCGCGCUCAUUCACAAGAAAAGAGACAAGAAAAUAGAUAACGCUCCCGAACACAUGGAAAUCCUUGUAGGCGAUGUCAAAGGCAAGGUAGCGAUACUUGUUGACGAUAUGAUCGACACCGGAAAGACGCUUGCGUUAGCCGCCAAAACAUUACAUGAAAAGGGUGCCCGUUCCGUCCAUGCCUUGAUAUCUCACGGGUUACUCUCGGAAACGAAUCUCGCCGUCAUUGACGCGUUACCCAUUGAACAGCUCGUGGUCACCAAUACCAUUCCUCAAAUAAAAAAUAAAGCCGCCUGCUCCAAGCUCACAGUGAUCGACGUCAGUCCCCCAAUUGCUGAGAGUAUACGGCGCAUGCACAACGGGGAGAGUAUAAGUUUACUCUUCGGUCCGUUAUCCGAGUCCGUUAGUAUUGAUUUGGUGUAA